Messenger RNA from Porites lobata, 1582 nucleotides. Lineage: Eukaryota; Metazoa; Cnidaria; Anthozoa; Scleractinia; Poritidae. The record is from the annotation of a GenBank genome assembly.
AUGACUGCCGUUUGCGGACUGCCGUGGUGGACUGGACUACAGAGGAACGACACCAUUGCUUACGUAAAUGACAUUUUACUCGCCGCUGUCAAUGGAUCUUCUGCCACUUUCGCAAUCCUUAGUAACCUGGCAAUCAUUGCAACAAUCAUCAAGACCCCUACCUUACAGAAGCCGAGCAACAUUCUACUGUGUAGCCUGGCUUUUGCAGAUUUACUUACUGGAGUUACUGUUCAGCCUUUGUUUGUUGUGUGGCGACUCUUUCUUCAAAGAGCCCAGAAAUCAUGUCUACAUCAAAUUCUGGUCUUUGACGUGUAUCAUACUUUCAAGUACUUUGCCGUUGGCUUAUCUUUCGUCAACAUUGUUCUAAUAAGUUUUGAUCGCCAUUAUGCCCUGUCAAAACCUUUGGAAUAUAUUGUCAAAGUCACUAAAUCAGGUAACAGGCGUCAGGCCGGACUUUUAUUGCCCUCGCGGGGUUCCGGCCCAGCGAAACUCAGGGGGGCACCCUAAAUUCCCACGCGUAGAGAAGUAUCGUUUUUUCCUUGUAUUGGUAAUAUGCGAAAUCUUCUCGAUUUGAAGAAACUAGGCGCGCAAGGUGGUCCCGGUUAAUUUUUUAGAACGCGCCCAAGGCGGUCUUGGGAAAUUAUGGAAACACGUCAUUCUUCAACUUCAACCCGAUCUCGGCUUUUGUUUUUUCUUUUCCACCGAGACUUGAGAGCUAAGUAUAAAUAAAACUAAAUUGUUCUAUUUUGAAAAAGGGUCCGAGCUCGGACUAGAUUACAGAAGCUCUCCAUAGAAGCCUAACAGGCUAGGUCCGUUAACUUUUGGACAACUGAACAAAUUGCCCACCCAUUGCCCGUUGGCUUAUCUUUCGUCAACAUUGUUCUAAUACGUUUUUAUCGCUAUUAUGCCCCUGUGAAAACCUUCGGAAUAUAUAUUGUCAAAGUCACUAAAUCAGGUAACAGGCGUCAGGCCGAGCUUUUAUUGCUCCCGCAGGGUUCCGACCCAGAGGCCGGAAAACGAGAAGGCAAAAAGGGGCGGAGCUCUCGAUAGAAGCCUAACAUAGAAGCUAACAUAGAAACCUAACAGACUAAGUUGAAAUGUACCAAUUUUUUUUUUCUCUUUUGCAGGGACAAUGAAAAUCGCCGGUCGCGGGUGCAUAAUCUGGCUGCUGAUGACAAUCCUGAUUGUAUUUUUUUUGCCUCCUCUGCCUGGCUUCAUUAUGUUGUGUAUCUUUGGUGUGCUGUUUCUCGUUGUCCCUCCUGUAAAUUAUAUGAGAUUACUAUUCUCUCUUCGUCGUCAUAACGCUCAGCUGCGUGAUGAAGUUACAUCUCAGAUGUCGACAAUAUUUCAGCGCGAGAAGAAAGUUACACUUAAUAUGUGCAUUGUCACCGGCUUGCUGUUUGCUACUUUACUGCCAAUUGGUUCCAUGGAGAUUUUUCACAAAGGAUAUCCGCGAAUACACUCCAUUCUGUUACCCUGGAGUAUUACAAUGACGUUUAUUCCGCCCUCAACUAAUCCUAUUAUUUACUUUGGACGCAGCAAGAACAUGAGAAAUGCCUUUAAAUCCAUCAUGAAAAUCUAA